ACGUACUCCUGCUUCUUACUCCUCCCUCUUGCAUCAUUAUUUUCCCGGUUCCCCUUCACUGGUGCGUGGAAAGCAGUAGGUGGAAAGUCCUACCAGUUAGAAGGAAACAGUUGGGGAGUAUAAAGCAGUGGUGGUGCAGAGCUUCUCCCAGCACCGAGCACCGCCAAGCAGCACCAGAGAGGCACGAGUACAUAAGAUAAGCAGGAUGGCAUCGCGUUUAGUGAGGGGAGUGGCGAGGACGAUGACCACUGUGGCAGCCGUCAAGACCCCAAGGCUGACCCGGGCCGGCAGGUACAUCAGCACAUCCCUGCUGGUGUCAGGGGGUGUGGCGCUGUAUGCCUCCCACCAGGGCUCUGUGGCAGCUGCUCAGAAGGCUCCAACCACCAUUGACACCUCUAAGUUCAUGGCACCGCCCAUUACAGAGCUCAGCGUGUUGGAGGGGAAGCCAAACGACAUGAGGACUAAGAUGGAACUAAUGAUUAUGAGGAUACAGUCUGAGUUCUGCCGAGCGCUGGAGGGGGAGGAGGGUGCCGGCUGCAAGUUUACUGUGGACAGGUGGCGUCGUCACAACCCCAGCGAGGGUGGAGGAGUGACGUGUGUGCUGCAGGACGGCAAGACAUUUGAGAAGGCAGGCGUUAACAUCACUGUGAUGACGGCACCUCUCUCUAAGGAGCUGCAGGCAAGCAUGAGGGCAAGAGGGAAGAAGCUGCCGGAGGACAAGAAGUUCUCAUUCUUCGCGGCGGGGAUCAGCUCAGUCAUCCACCCCAGGAACCCCCACGUGCCCACCAUCCACUUCAACUACCGCUACUUUGAGAUGCAGGAUGAGGAUGGCAACAACAAGCAUUGGUGGUUCGGAGGGGGGACAGACCUGACCCCAUAUUAUCUCGACGAGGGGGACGUGAAGCUCUUCCAUGGGGUGCUGAAGUCUGCCUGUGACCGCCACCAGCCCGACUACUACUCCAGGUUCAAGAAGUGGUGUGAUGACUACUUCUUUGUCAAGUUCAGAGGGGAGAGAAGAGGUGUUGGUGGAAUCUUCUUUGACGACCUCGAGGACACCGACCCAGAGAAGAUGUUUGGGUUUGUGACGGACUGUGCUGAUGCCGUCAUUCCUUCCUACCUGCCCCUGGUCAAGAAGCACAAGAAUGAUGCUGUCUCAGAGGAAGAGCGGCGUUGGCAGCUGCUUCGUCGUGGCAGAUAUGUGGAGUUUAACUUGGUGUAUGAUCGUGGUACCAAGUUUGGAUUUGCAACACCCAAUGCCAGGAUUGAGAGUAUCUUGAUGUCCCUUCCUCUCCAUGCGAGGUGGGAGUACAUGCACCAGCCAGCACCAGGCACACCAGAGUACAAGAUUACAGAGGUGCUGAAGAACCCCAAGGACUGGGUGUAGCUGUGCCACUGUGAGGGCAAGGAGGGGUUCACUCACUGGGGCCAAGGUGCCAGUCCAUUCACUGAGACAUGCAGCAAACACCACCAACACCUUAUGAGCAUCAACAAGUAAGAACAGGGGAAUUAAAAAUAUAUUUAGUAGUCCAUAGCCAGUGUAAUGCUUGGGGUGGUUGUAGAGCAGGAAAUUUAGUCUCUGGUUAGUAAUUAAGGAAAAAAUGUGCUUAAUAACAAUAAAAAAAGGUUAAAAUGAUAUUGUGGGUGUUUGUGUUUUUUUUAUUUAUUUUUUUUUUAUUGUUUCUUGUUGUGUGUUUUAGCUGUUAUGAGUUUGCAUCUUAUUAUUGUUAUUGUUAUUGUUGUUGUUAUUAUUAUUAUUAUUAUUAUUAUUAUUAUUAUUAUUAUUAUUAUUAUUAUUAUUUAUUUAUUUAUUUAUUUAUUUAUUUUUAUUCAUUUACUUAUUUACUUUUCUUGUUUUAAUUCCAUAAGUUUCUUUGCUUACAUUCAGAUUAUAUUGAUUGUUGACAGUCUUGUACAAAUUUCCAUAUUUUCAUCAUGAAUUUUUUUUUUUUUUUUUUUUUUUCUUCAUAAUCACUUUUUUUAUAUUCAGCCAACCCCAUAAAGGGAAAUAGCAAUGUUGAAUUAAAUGAUAAUUGUGAUGGUGAUAUUAAUGAUGGUGAAUUUUAGUAGUUUUGUUAAUGUAGUUUAUGUUUAAACCCAGGGUGUUCAUUCAUUCAUUCCAGAUAUCAUAGUUCACAUGUGUUCAAUUUAAGCCAACAUGAAGAACAAGAAGAAUGUGAAGUUAUGCAUUCUAUUUAGAUGAUGAUUAUAUGUGCCUUAACUCUCUAAAUAAUUUACCUAUCAACUUGUCUCUGUCCAUGUAUCUCUCUAGGCAACCAACUCUCUAUGUAUGUACCUAUCUGUCUAUCUUUCUUUAUCAAAUAGAUGUUAAUGAAGACAGAACAUCUUGCAUUGUAGGAAUAAAAUAUAGCAAAGAGGGAUUUCCAGUCCCCCAUUGCAUCUUUUAGCUGCUUCUAAUAUAGUGGAGAAUAUAGUGGUUGUAUUUUUUCAUUGUGGAGUGUAUGAGUAUAGAUUAUUGUAUAUGAAAAGACAUGUUGUGUGUGUGUGUGUGUGUGUGCGUGUGCGUGUGUGCGUGCGUGUGUGUUUGGAAAACCAAUCAUGACGGAACUGAUAUUGCUAACAUUCAUGAUUUGUGUAGUUUUUUUUUUCAGUGUGUGUGUGUGUGUGUGUGUAAUGUGAUGGUAAUAGUGAUAUUGAUAAUUCUAAUGGGUUGUGUCUGUUUCUCAUGGCAGUGGACCUUCCCGUCUCAGCACAAAUGUGGAAAUGUGUGCAAUAGAUAACCAAGUAUUUGUUCUCUGUUUAAUAAGGUUUCUCAGGAUCAAAGUAUUUCUUGCAUAAAUAUUCUCUAAUUAUUGGAGAUUCUAUAUUUGUACUUAAUUUCUGCAUUUAUUUAGUCUUUUCAUGAGUAAAAUCAGUUUAUAUAUUUAUUUUCAUAUCAUAGAUUCAGAAUGUUUAUAUUAUGUUCCUGAUAUUUUUAAUCAUGUAUUUAAUUUAACUUAAUGCACAAAUCUGACUAACUGCCAUCCACCAGUCUCGUAUUUGCACCUAAACCAUUAUUGAUGAGGUGCCACACUGUCCUAAUGAAAAUAAUCUGCUCUCCUAUAAUUAUGGUGCUCUCUGGUUGUUUUCAUCUUUCAUUACUAAAAGAGAAUGUGAAUGAUAUAUAAGAGGUUCAAACAGCUUGGUGAUUGUGUCUAGAGGUUUUGUGUCCUGUGUGGAGAAUGAUUUGCAUUGUAAGUAGAGCUUGAUUGCUGCAGUGCUGGAUGAAAUUGUUGAGGAAUUAUAAAGUACUUUUCUAUAGGGUUCUUAUUUUAAUAUAAAUAAUAAAGAUAAACAGAAAUAUA
This is a messenger RNA of Scylla paramamosain (green mud crab), 3302 nucleotides long. RefSeq names its product oxygen-dependent coproporphyrinogen-III oxidase-like (gene Coprox). Gene Ontology annotation, cellular component: cytoplasm. Gene Ontology annotation, molecular function: coproporphyrinogen oxidase activity. The transcript has 10 exons. The record is from RefSeq and is a predicted model, not a curated record. Bases 206 to 1384 code for a protein of 392 amino acids. NCBI's taxonomy places the organism in Eukaryota, Metazoa, Arthropoda, Malacostraca, Decapoda, Portunidae.